Messenger RNA from Nematolebias whitei (Rio pearlfish), 1884 nucleotides. RefSeq names its product signal-induced proliferation-associated 1-like protein 2. Gene Ontology annotation, molecular function: GTPase activator activity. The transcript has 3 exons. NCBI's taxonomy places the organism in Eukaryota, Metazoa, Chordata, Actinopteri, Cyprinodontiformes, Rivulidae. Gene Ontology annotation, cellular component: cytoplasm. The annotation marks the transcript as partial. Gene Ontology annotation, biological process: activation of GTPase activity; regulation of small GTPase mediated signal transduction. The record is from RefSeq and is a predicted model, not a curated record.
GCAUGAUGUGAUGAGGACGCUUCCUGAAAGUCUGCUCCUCAAACAAUCUGCCGGCAGGAUAUGAGUAUUUUGAGCCCUGUGACCGAUAACAAAUCAACCUUUGUGGGAGGUCCAGAAGAAUACUCCAGUGCCAUGCAGUCAGAGGAGUUAUUCAGCAGGAAACUCAAGGCCUUGAAUGGAAGUAUGGGCCCACCGGCUUCAAGUAUGCAGGUGAAAUCUGAUGGUGCUGGCAAAGCAAAUGGUACUCCAGCCAUGCCUAAAAUGGGUGUCAGGGCCAGGGUGACAGAAUGGCCACCGAGGAAAGAUGGAUGGGAUGGACGGCCUUCACCGAACUACCAGAGCGUGAUCCCAGUUUUUCAGAAUGGACAGCAGGAACAUAUUGUGGAAUUGCUGGAGCCAGGAGAAGAGGUCUGUGUGGAGGUGGACUACAAUGACAAAUACACACUGAGUGACCUUCUCAGCCAUUCCCCGCUGAAGGGUCUUCAUCCUAUCCGUCAACGCAGCAACAGCGAUGUCACCAUAAGUGACAUUGACUCCGAGGAUAUAAUGGACCAGAACGCUGUCAAUCCAAACACAGGAGCUUCUCUGCACCGAGAAUAUGGCAGCACAUCCUCCAUCGACCGCCAGGGGCUUACGGGAGAUGGUUUCUUCACCAUGCUGAGAGGCUACAGAGUGGAGAACUUGGACCAUCGUAGCAUUCCACCUCUGGGUUUUCCAGAGCUGUUGCGCUGUGAUGCAUCCUUGUCUCCAAGCUUGCAGACAGCAGCACAAAUUGCCAGGGGUGAGAUAGUCCACAUUCCAGGUUAUGACUACAUAGACAGUUCUGUAUUCUACAGUCGGGAGCAGGAAAAAUCAUUUAUGAGGCGUCUUAAAUCGGAGUCAACCGAAACUUCUUUGUUUAGGAAACUAAGGACCAUUAAGAGCGAGAGCGAUGCCUUGCGGCUCUCCAUGGAGGACGACCGGCGACCGCUGAGCUUUCAGAAAUGUUUUGCGCACUACGAUGUACAGAGUGUGCUUUUCAACAUCAGCGAAGCAGUCGCAAGCCGGGCUAACUUGAGCCAGAGAAAGAAUACUACCACUGGAGCUUCAGCUGCCUCAGCUGGAAUUGGGCCUGGGGUUGGUGGAGUACUGGGAGGUGGUAUAGGGCCUGGAUCUGUGGUAGAUGUUGUAGCAGCAGGUUGUAGCAGUGGAAAUACUCCCUUGUUUGAGUCUCCGCUUGGAAGCAGAGAGGACCUGAACCCCAAGGAGAACCUGGAUGCAGAUGAGGGGGAUGGAAAGAGCAACAACUUGGUGCUGAGCUGUUCGCACUUUCGUAAUGAGAUCGGUGGUGAGGGUGAGAGGAAGAUCUCCCUCUCCAGAGCCAACAGUGCCAACUACAGUGGCAUAUCCGAGAGCUGCUCUUUUGAGUCCUCUCUAAGUUCCCACUGUACGAAUGCAGGAGUUUCUGUACUGGAGGUGCCUCGAGAAAGCCAGCCAAUCCACAGGGAGAAGGUCAAACGCUACAUCAUUGAGCACAUUGAUCUUGGAGCGUACUACUACCACAAGUACUUCUAUGGAAAAGAGCACCAAAACUAUUUUGGCGUGGAUGAAAAUCUGGGUCCCGUGGCGGUGAGCAUCCGCAGGGAGAAGCUGGACGAGGGGAAAGAGAAAGAGGGAAUGCAGUACAACUAUCGGAUCACCUUCAGAACCAGUCAGUUAACCGCGCUUCGUGGAGCCAUUCUGGAGGAUGCCAUUCCAUCCACAGCGAGACACGGAAUGGCUCGUGGGCUGCCGCUGAAGGAGGUGCUGGAAUACGUCAUCCCUGAGCUGAACAUCCAGUGUCUGAGGCUGGCCAUCAACUCUCCCAAAGUCCCAGAGCAGCUCCUCAAAGUGGACGAACAAGGG